Molecule: messenger RNA, 2030 nt
Organism: Aspergillus calidoustus
Lineage: Eukaryota; Fungi; Ascomycota; Eurotiomycetes; Eurotiales; Aspergillaceae
Source: the annotation of a GenBank genome assembly
AUGGAACGGUCGGCCGAGCCUCGCAACCCAGUUGUAGACGGCCCUCCUGACUCUGCUGCUGGAAGAGUCUCGGGGGAGAGCCAGUCCAACACCAUAAAAGGGUUCGAGUACGUGAUAGUUGGUUCAGGUGCUGGAGGAGGGCCGCUAGCUGCAAAUCUAGCUCGCAAAGGCCACCGAGUUCUUCUCUUAGAGGCAGGGGAUGAUCAGGGAUCAAACUUCAACCAGCAGGUACCAUCAUUUCACUUCAAUUCGACCGAGGACGAACGGAUGCGCUGGGAUUACUAUGUGAACCACUACACAGACGAGGAGCUCGCACGGAAAGACCCGAAAAUGACUUAUGCAACGCCUGAUGGUCAGCUUUAUGUUGGAUUAUCGCCCCCAUCGGGGUCGAAGCCAAAGGGUAUUAUCUACCCACGCGCAGGGACCCUUGGUGGCUGUACGGCACACAACGCGAUGAUCACCGUAUAUCCACAUGACAGCGACUGGUCAAAUAUUGCCAGUCUCACCGGUGAUUCAUCGUGGGGACCUAACCAUAUGCGGAGGUAUUUCGAGCGCCUUGAGAAUUGUGACUACGUUGCGAAAAACUCCCCGGGCCACGGCUUCGCCGGUUGGCUUGGUACGGAUCGCGCCGACUUGAGACAAGGCCUUACCGACUUCAAGCUCCUGUCCAUCAUCAACGCUGCUGCGUCUGCAGUUGGCCAUAGUCUCUUCGGAAAGAUCUCACAGUUACUAGGCUUGUUGCUGCAAGAUCUGAACUCUACCAAGUCUCACCGUGACAAGGCUGAAGGUAUCUAUCAGCUUCCCGUAUCCAUUCACCAAGGAAAGCGCAGCGGCCCCCGAGAGUAUCUUGUAGAAACUGUCCGCCUCGGUCAUCCACUCGAAAUUCGGACGCACUGCCUUGCUACGCGGGUGAUUUUUGAUGAUAGUUCUGCGCGUGGGGGGACUUCGCCUCCUAAAGCAAUUGGUAUCGAAUUUCUGGAAGGGAAGAGCCUGUACAGAGCCGAUCCCCGAUCAAUUUCAUCUACGCCUGGCACGAAACGUCGUGCUUUGGCGUCUCGCGAGGUUAUUAUUGCGGCAGGAGCGUUUGGGACACCACAAUUGCUAAAACUGAGUGGCAUCGGACCCAAAGACGAGCUGCAAAGAUUCAACAUCCCCGUAGUAAACGACCUACGAGGCGUUGGUGGCAAUCUUCAAGACCGCUAUGAGAUCCCAAUUGUUAGCAAGUUCUCAAGUGACUUUCGCAUUCUGAAGGACUGCACCUUUGGCCAGCCAGGCGACCCAUGCCUCGAAGCUUGGAAACGAGGGAGUGGGCCGUAUCAAUCCAACGGCCUUGCUUUUGGCCUGGUGAAGAGGUCCUCUUAUGCUGAUGCAGACCCUGACCUCUUCAUCUUUGGCGGCCCUGCAGUCUUCCGCGGCUAUUACCCUGGCUAUUCUAGUCACACUAAUGAGGAUAAACGACACUUCACUUGGGCAGUGCUCAAGGCCCACACGCAUAACCAGGAUGGCACUGUCACUCUCACCUCUACCGACCCGCGAGACGUGCCAGAGAUCAAUUUCAACUACUUCACGACUAGCCACGACGAGACCGAGACUGCCGAGCGAGACCUAGAUGCCAUAACCGAAGGGUUCCACAUCACUCGCGGCAUUAUGGAUAACGCUAAAACACCCUUCAUGCGGUCCAUUGAAGAAGAGUUGCCCGGUCGUCACUUGACCUCUGAUGAGCAGGUCAAAGAAUUUAUCCGAAACGAGGCCUGGGGCCACCACGCCUCAUGCACUUGUCCAAUUGGGACUGAAGGUGAUCCGAAGGCUGUUCUGGAUUCGCGAUUCCGUGUUCGAGGUGUCCAUAAUUUGCGCGUGGUUGAUGCGUCCAUCUUUCCACGGAUUCCGGGCUUCUUCAUUGCUCUUCCAAUCUACAUGACAAGUGAGAAGGCGACGGAUGUUAUUCUUGAAGAUAAUGCACCAGUUACUUAAGGCCACAUAUGUGUAUUUUGCUCGGGGAAUUGGGGCCAUGUAUGAGAGUAACAAUAAAC